UUCUGUCGUACUAGAUACCGGAUGUACGUGAUCUCAAAACCAGCUUACGUAAGUUGUUCAAAGUUUGCUGUCCCAGCAAUCCCCCUAAAGAUUCCACUCAAGGUGAUCCAUUUUUCAAGUCGUUGCAAGAUACUGAUUGGUUGAAGCAGUUAUCGCUUGUACUUCGGAUAUCAGGUGCUGUCUUGGAUCUUUUGGACAUUCAGGGAUCAUCUGUUCUUGUCUCGUUUGAAGAUGGAGGGGACAUUACUACACAAGUGACGUCAUUUGCUCAAGUAAUGUUAGAUCCAUACUACCGAACGAUUAAUGGUUUUAAAGUUUUAGUUGAAAAAAAUGGUUGUUCUUUGGACAUUGUUUCUCACAUCGCUGUAAUCAUACACAUUCAACGCAAUCAAGUGGAUUCACGCCUGUUUUCUUGCAAUUUCUUGAUGGCGUCCAUCAGAUAUUACGUCAGUAUCCACUAUCCUUCGAAUUCAACGAGUAUUAUUUACAUUUCCUCGCCUAUCAUCAUGUCUCCAUGCGUUUUCGUACGUUUUUACUGGAUUCAGAGCACGAACGUGUGCAGAUGGGUUGGCUAUCAGAUGCAGAAAAGAAAGAUGCAAAGACUUCUAAAUCUCACAUAAAAAGUCUUUGGGAGUACAUCGACAUGCUACACAAAAAAAUCAUCAUUACUUUAUAAUUUCCAAUUUUCGAAAGAACAUUCUGAAAAGGUGCUUCGUCCUCAUUGCAACGUUUCCAAUCUAAAAUUAUGGAGUUAUUUUGUUUCGGAGAAUGUCUCCACUGGUCCAGAGUUUGAUCAAAAAGUCAUAAAUGAGACAGAAACUGCUGCCGAGGAAGGACAACAGAAGUUAGAAGACAAGUACGAUGCCAACAGACGCUGUCGAAGUGGUAUGUUUGGUGGAUCGGUUCAUUACGACAGUAGUAGCUGUGCAUAUCAUUUGUACGAAUAUAAUCGCAUCGAAGAAGAGGCUGACAAACACGCAACUCGUUGGAAAAAAUAUGGGAGCGUUUGGAACAGCCUAAAAUAACGAAAACGUUUUUAACAUACAAUGAAGAAAUUUCUAGAGUCCGUAGUGGUGUACUACACAAACGAGAUACAAUGGACAUAAUACUUGAGGGGAAACUUCAAAUCGAAGACUACAGUAACCAAGGUUUUUCACGACCUCAUUCAUUUGAACCUCACAGUUUCUUUACGCCAACCAACUGCGAUUUCUGUCUACAAGUGAUAUGGAAUAUUGGAAAAGGAGGAUUCAGAUGCACAGAAUGUGGAUACAACUGCCACGAGAAAUGCUUAUCACGUGUUCCUAAAACGUGUCCUAAUUACAAGAAUCUGAAAGACCAGAAUGAUAGCAUGCCAUCAACUAGUAACAAAAGCUUACAUGAGUCUCCAAGUAUAAACAAAUCUUCGAAAUUUUUGUGUGGGUAUCUAUGGAAACGAGGUGCUUUAUUCAAACAAUGGAAGCAACGGUAUUUUGUAUUGGAUACGGAAAGACAUCAGCUUCGUUACUAUGAUGAAGUAAGCGAUGUUCAUUGUCAAGGUGUUGUCAACUUAUCUGAAAUUAUUUCAUGUGAAAUGUCACAGUUGAAUACAAACGAGAAGCAAGUUUUUUUCGACCUUCGUACAGAGAAACGAUUGUAUAAUUUGUAUUCUGCGACGGAGGAAGAAGCCAAGAAUUAGAUAUCUAAAUUACAAAGCUUGGAUACGUAGAGCUUCCACCGUCCAAUCAGGGAUUCAUUAUAAUCAAAAGAAAUGUUGUGCAUAUGUGAAAUAUUUUAACUUUUUAGAACACAUAUUUAGGGUAAUUUAUGUAUGUAUUUUAAUUUUUUUAAAUAAUAGUAUCAUUUUGAGACACGCA
Messenger RNA from Xenia sp. Carnegie-2017, 1853 nucleotides. Its product is annotated as serine/threonine-protein kinase D1-like. The transcript has 13 exons. The record is from RefSeq and is a predicted model, not a curated record. The coding region runs from base 1097 to 1675 and encodes 192 amino acids. Lineage: Eukaryota; Metazoa; Cnidaria; Anthozoa; Malacalcyonacea; Xeniidae. Gene Ontology annotation, molecular function: ATP binding; protein serine/threonine kinase activity. Gene Ontology annotation, biological process: protein phosphorylation.